This is a messenger RNA of Cuscuta campestris, 5296 nucleotides long. Lineage: Eukaryota; Viridiplantae; Streptophyta; Magnoliopsida; Solanales; Convolvulaceae. The record is from the annotation of a GenBank genome assembly.
UGAAAAUGAGGUUCUCCAUCAUGCUAUUUGAGUAGAUGGACUGGAUUGAUGCUUAAAUUUAGCAAUAACACGUCGUUAGCUACACUAAAAAUGGCUUCUUUAUCAGGAAUCUCAUUUUGUUAUUUUGUGGAUUUUACAUCUCUCUUAGCUUCACCACGUUAGAAUGAGGUUCUAUGUCGUGACAUUCAAGUAAGAAGGAUUAUCAAAAUUGUGCCUUUACUCUGAUCCUCGCUAUAAUCAGGUGUUCAUGGAUUUGCUGGAGUAUUAAUUACGAACGGAUUUACUGAAUUCCAUCAUUACUGAACUCCAUCAUUGGUGGAUGAGAUAUAGGACACACAAUCCUCAAUGGAGGGAGACCAAUAAAAACCUAUAUCCACCUAUAAUCCUGAAACGCCGGGGGAUUUGGGGCAUUGAGUCUCUAUCAAAGUCAGUAUUCAAACUAUGAAAUUGGAAUUGGGGAUAACAAUUCCAGUUCUACUGCCUGCAAGUCCUCAUAAGCGACAAUUCCUACCGAAAAAUCUCUACAUGCUUGCGUAAAACUCCUCCCAUGCCUGGGCAAACCUCCACCAGCCGACUUCAUGCCUCCAUUGAAGCACUUCAUGACUUCGUGUUGGAGUCUGCCAUGGAUGGUGGAUGAGCAACAGAUGACCCUGCAUGGCAACAUAUGGCAUAAAUGAGUAUAAUUUAGGGUAUCCAGAUUUAAACUCCUAGGUCCAGCGAAGGUGGACAUAGGCCAUAACGGCGGCUCGGACAAGUAUGGACAAAACACGAGAACAAUCCACUGCAUAUAUAGAGUUUGCCACUAACAUACUUGAGGUGUAGGAUAUGGGAGUCAUCAGUGUUCCCAUUUUCAUCCUGCGAACUCCAGUAAUCACUUCUCUAACAUCUUAGUAGCUAACUAAAAAUGAAAUAAGGUAGAUCUUUUAUCUCAUUUUAAAAUCGUUUUUUGUUGUUCAUGUGGGGGUUAUAACAUAAUUUGACGUUUUUUAUAUGAAUCAGUGUAUGGGUAUGGAGGAUUGAUUUGGAGUAGCAGGGGAAGCAACCCAAUAUCCCAAUCCAUCUAGGACCAAAUUUUUGGGAAUAGACUAUAAUGUUUCAUGUUUUUCUAUCUUCUGAAUUAGAAAAGUAUGUCUAACUUCAUAGAUGAAGAUGCAAAACCUACAUGCCGUAUGACUAUCUCUCUCUCAGCUACUCACCGGAUUCGACUAAGAGAAGAAUUCUUAAUUAAAUAAUUUUGUUGUUCAAGUGCAGAAAACUCUUCAUGUUUAAUAACAUUAAACAUAAAAUAAUGUAUGAAGUAUACAUUUAUUCUUGGACUAUAUUAUAUAUUAAUAGAAAUUUUAUUCAAUGCUUUUUAAACUUUUAAAGUACAAAUUUGUACUUUAUAUUAAUAUCGAAUUAUUGCUAUAUUCAAUUCCCGUACAUCGCACUGGUGAAAUUCAUUUUAAUUUAAAAUCAGGCAAGUUUGUGUUCGCAUUUUCCUUCUCUUCGUCGUCCCAAUUUCCAGCGGGAGGUGCCUUUUCUCGCCUUUCCAUCUUCGUCGCGAGAAAUUAGCAAAGAUUUUUUCAAGGAUUUCCAUCUUCGUUGCUAGAAAUCAGCAAUUUUCCAGCGGCAAGUGCCUUUUCUCGCGAAUCAACAUUAGGUAUUUUUCCAUUUCCAUCUUGAACAAGGAAAGACUUCAAAUUAGGUAUUUCUUUUCUUUAAUUUUUUUGGGUAUUUAUAUAUUCUGGAGCAAAAUCCGGAGAUUGGAUAUGGGGUCAUUCCAUUUGUGAAAAAAUCUCUGUUUAGACGGAUCUUUGGGACUUGAUUUCCGACGGUUCCAUUAUACGGAGUAUAUUCAAAUAUGAGGUACCCUUUCCUUCAUUCAAUUUAGUCUACGACUUCAAUUUCCAAUCUGUUAUUAAUCUGAUUUCCCCCAAAUUCUUAGGGUUCUUAUUUAGUAAAUAUAUUUAUUUGUUCGAAAUUAUAGUAUCGUCUAAUCAGUUCUUUCAUUUUACUUUUGCAAUGGCCAAAAUUCUUCAUCCGUUGUUGAACAUCAAUCCUACAAGUAAAUGAAGAUGGGGAACUUCAUUGAAAUGAUCUUGAUGGAAGAACAUUGUAUGGAUAUGGAGGAUUGGUUUAGAGAAUCACGAUAAGCAAUUAAAGAAUCUGCGUGAAAGGAAGCCAGGCGACCCCGACUCAAUGACCUCUCUCUUGCUUGAUGGGAACCAAGGCCCCUCGGGUAAGAAAUCAGUUUUUACUUCAUCUUGGGAGAUUAGGCAUGCUUGAGUUGUGCAUUCUGUAUGCGGGUAUAGUAGGGUGGUGUGCCAAUCAUCACCAUUUCUCCGCUGACAACCAUUUUCACCACCUUCUCCUCCAACGUAAGUAUUUCUGAUUUCAAUACUUCAAUUAUCUAAUUCUUCUCCAUCAAAAUUCACACCCAAAUCAGUCUUUCGAAAUUAUGAGUUUUGUUUUACUACAUACUUUUUAGCACUAAAUCCUAGGAGAUUAUGAAAUUUCUCCCAAAAUACGGAGUAUGAAAAUUAAGAACUUUGUUGAAUAAAAAAUUUUAGUUGAAUAUAUAAUGAGUUGUAAAUAUAGCAUGAUAUAUACACCCUUCUCAAAAAAAUUCACAUAUUGACUUUUUUGGUGAACUCUCUACAUACAUUGACCAUUAAUACAUAUAAAUUUAUAGAAAUAAAUAUUUUAAAAAAGCAUAAAAAAGGAGCUUGACUCUCAUUUCAAUCUUGAUGGAUAUGGAUGAAACAAACUUAUCUAUUGUAUGCUUCAGAGAAAAAAAACAAAAUAUGUAAUGGGAAGCAUUCUAAUUUGAGGGAUACAUUAUUAUUGGGGAUUAAGGUAUUAAUUUGCAAUUAUAAAUUUCCUAUUGAUUAAAUUAUGAUGUUCAGAUUCAAUAUUUCCAUUUUCAUAAAUGUGAUUAUCAUAUAUCAAAUAAUUAUGUUUAAUAUCAAAUUUUAAAAUGGCAUGAAGGGGUACGGUUAAUGGGUUCUACUGUUCAUUUCAUUUGUUUAUAUGUGUUUGAAUGAUUUAGUCACUGAUCUGUUGCACAUUGGCAUCCAUUCCAAUUUUAAUUAGAUUCCUUUUUUAAGCGUGUUAGUUCUCCCUAUGCAAAAUUUGAAUCUCACUUUUUCGUUAAUGAAUUGUAUUAGUUUGUUUAUAGCACAUGAUCUUCCAUUUACAUUGUACUGCUUUUGCAAAAAAGGGGGAGUACUUCAUUUUCAUAUUUUUUUUCCUUCCCAAGUGUGAACAUACUCAUAGAUUUGAAACUGAUAUGAAUAUAACCAAAUAUGACUCUUGCUACUAAUUGAGGAAUGUGACUAAGGUUAUGAGUCUCUUUGCAGAUAUGCCUGGAAAGAGACCUAUAAGUCUGUUGUUCGGUUAUUUGAGUGUGACCUAUAAGACUUGUAGAAUAGGUCAUGUUUUGUGUUCCACUUUAGACUAAGAAUAGUUUAAGAGCUUUGUGAUCAAUAUGAAUUUGGCCUUAGACUACGAAUAGAUUAAGAACAUUUUUUUUAUUUGGCCUUAGACUAAAAAUAGUUUAAGAGCAUUGUUGAUAUUGAAUAAUUGAAAUGAAUAUUAUGUGCAUGAUAUCAAAUGUUUUGAUUAUGAAUUGAGAUUCAAUUUAUGUAGAUGUUUGAUGCAUUUGAUAUCUUUACUCAGUUUCACCGCUGAGCAUGUAGUAUGUUUUGUUUGCUACACGGAGGUGUGAUUCAUGUUAAAGAUGGAAUGUUCCCCAAAAUGCACGAAGACAGAUGAGAUGUACGGAUGUGGACUUAAACUAGUAAUCAAUUGAACAGAAUUUUGAAUGAAUGGAUUUUUGUAAUGGUUAAACAAUGAUAUUUGCUUCCGCACUAUCAUGAAAUCUCCGAUAAUGAUUGCUAAUGUUUUGAAAAAUAAUUUUGAUUAUGUUAUUAUAAUAUUGUUUUUAAAUUUUUGUUUCUAAAAUACGUUUGUGGAUAGUGAUUUAGUAGCAAACCAACCCGCUAAUCUAUUGUAUUCUGAUUUUUGAUCGAAAAUUUGUGGAUGCGGUCUUGAAUGAGUGGCAGAAGACAAUAAUGGAUUUACCAGCUGGAUUUCGGCAAGCAUAUGAGAUGGGUCUGGUCAGUUCAGUACAAAUGGUAAAGUUUUUGGCUAUUAAUGCCAGACCCACCACAGCCAGGUUCAUUUCUCGGUCAAUUCCUCAGGGACUUUCAAGGGGAUUUAUUGGCAGACUUCUAGAGCUGCUGCAGUUUUCGAGGUUGAUGCAGAAGAUGCUACAGCACGAUGCUGCAACACACUGUUCGGGAUCAAAGCUGUACAUGCUAAGGAAUCCCAACUCUUUAGGCUACUUGUGGAUCAAGAUUAAGGAAGUAGAGUUCAAGCCAACUUCUACUCUCCUACUCCUACUAGGAUUGUAUUAAGAGGAGCCUAUAAAUACACAGUUGGUCCCUGGGAAUUACUUGGAGCGAUUGAGAGGGAAAACACAGAAUAUACGCUAAUGUAGAGCGUUCCCGUCGCGUCCCGGAGCUUCCCAUGCGUGAAGAAGGUCACGAUCUACACGAAGGAGGAGUCCUACAUCGCCAAACAGAUCGUGACGUCCAGAAGAUGAACAAGAGCUGAACGAGUGGGCUGCCAACACGUUUGUCCUCGUGAUCUCGGUGGAGAUGUGAUAGCCAAAGCAGAUCUGAACAGAGUUCGGGUUAGAAAUCCUAGAUUAGAAGUUUUGUCAUAGCAAUUCAGAGAAGUGUGUCUCAUCAUGUUGUUAUGUACAGGUGUAACUUGCAUCUAGUGAUUUAGUGGAGGGCUAUUACACGGACGUGGGCCCCACAGAUUAGGAGAGUUUCUCCGAACUGCGUAAACAUAUCUGGUGUUAUUUUUACACUUUUUACAGUUACAGCAUUAUGCCCAGUAGGCGCUGUAACACCCUCUGCGUCAUCUGCUUCUGUGUGUGCUUGUGACAGAGAAGUGUUAGAGCACAUUGUCCGUCAUCUGUUUCUGGACAGUGCUGCAACAUCUUCUCUGCAGCAGAAUUGGUUGAUUUGUUUGCAUGGUUUUUAAUUGGUGAUUUCCGCUGCGCCCCCACGAACUGCCCCCACGAACUUACAGGAAUGUCCUUAAUGUUGAUAUGCCAACUAUAGCCCCUUGAGAAGAGGAACAGAACAUCUGUUCAAAUGUUGUUUGGCUCUAUUGUUGGAGGCUCAAGUAUUGAAGAAAGACAGCGAUGUGCUAGAGAAGUUGCCAGCGAAAUUUGUCAUGUUAUUGGAUUGGUGGCUUUGGAUUAGAGAGAUUAUAGAGGAACACACUGUUCUUUAGUGUU